Molecule: messenger RNA, 990 nt
Organism: Dioscorea cayenensis subsp. rotundata (Guinea yam)
Lineage: Eukaryota; Viridiplantae; Streptophyta; Magnoliopsida; Dioscoreales; Dioscoreaceae
Exons: 5
Source: RefSeq, a predicted model, not a curated record
AUGGGGCAGGCCCGGCAGGGUGAGGAGGUUAAGACCAGAGAAGAUCCAAAAGUGGACAUUCAGGAGAGAGGAGAGAUUUUCUUCUUCUACAGAGUAAAGGUUAACAAGGAGGAAGCACACGGUCCGAAUGACGUUCAGAGGUUGUACAUUGUGCUGCGCCCUGAGUCUGGCGAGAAGCAAGUGGAGAUCAAACAAGCUUCGGAUUCCGGUAAAGAAGGUCAGAUGAAAGCUAGCAAACAAUACUCAAGCAACCAAGACCAAGACCAAAACCAAGGUGGCCAUGGCACCACUGAGGUGAAUAUAGAGAAGCAGGCAUUGCUCAGACUCAUAGUAAUGGGGAAGAAGAGUUUACCAGAUCCAAGCCAGAGAAGCACACCAUACUGGGGUUAUGUUGAGCUGAUCACUACUGACGUUAAAGACAUCAAGACAUCUUUGAAAGGAGAGGAAUAUGAGACGGCCACCCGAGGACAGAGGCACAAACCUGCUUCAAGAGCAGCUGGAGAAGGCGUGUACCGUAUUCUAAAGCACGAGUCAGGGAGGAAAACACACACCCAUCUAAUUUACAAGAUGGGAUUGCCUUCAGCGGACAAAAAGAAUGAGCCACAGGAGGCACUCAACAUUGAACGCGAAGGAUCAUAUGUUGGGGUUGGGGCGUGACAAUAUGUGUUGCAGAUCAAGAACCCGGAUCAGGCAGCUGGUCACACUCAAUUUCAAGGACUCCAGAGCAAGCGCCGUGCAGCUUUCCCUGCUCAGCUUCAAGCUCAACUGGGCCACAGGAGGUUCGCUCCAGCUGAUCCACCGGACUUGUUGAACUAUGAAGGUUGUGAGCUUUUACUUAUAUCGGCUUCCGAUGACGUAGAUCGAGAGCUGGGAGUGGAGCUCAGAGCUGAGGACCCGUCGGAGGGGACGUGCUCAGGCUUGAUCAACAUGUUUGGUGACGACGACGUGACUACACCUCUUAAGCCGCUUCUCACUGGGACGUGGGACUGA